AAUACCUCCUAUCUGCCAUUUUUUGUGAAAAUGAGAUAUUGGUAGAUUCAUAAUCGGCGCGUACUAAUGCACCUAUCUGUAACUUCUCCUUUCGUUAAAUAAAGUUCGAAAUGGCUGAAAAGUUGUAUUUCAAUUUCUCCCACUGAAAUCUUAAUGAUUUUUGUCAUGCAAAAUCUCCUAAAUCAACAGUUUAUUAGGUGAUGUCAUAAGAGGAUUGUACCUCCGUUCAAGUGUAGUGUGUUUAACGUCGAAAACUGGUUCUCGUUGAUAGGAGGUAUUGCAUUAUACUGAAAGUACCUGGAUAAUUUUAAUAGGAGAAAAUAGCACAUCGAUUUUUUGUUGGAUCCCCAUUUAGAAGGCUGCCAAAGGUUUUCCGGACUCAAAAUAGUCAUGUUUUCAAGGCGCACUGAAAAAAUUCUGUCAUUGGCCCAAUCGCAAAUCGAUGUUGUCGACUCAAGCAAAACUGAAGAGAAAGAAUGUUUCGAUUUAGAAAAUGCAUCUUUCAUAUUUUUAGACGACAACGUGGUCGUAGAAAGCAACAUCGCUUUUCCCAUUCAUCCUGAUGAAGUAGUACCUAACUUUGAAGACUGUUUAACUGAUAUAACCAAUACUACUUCCACUACUUGUGAUAUAGGAGUUCCAAACCAAGUCGAAUAUAAGCAAACAGAUCGUCUUGUUCCUUACGAAGAUUCGAGUGAUGAAGAUCAUGUCAUAGAAAACAUUGCAAAUGAAGUUGAGAAAACUGUAGAAGACGACCAUGAAUCAAAUGAUGUGCAAGAUAGUAGUACUUCAUAUGAACCCGAAAAAGAUGAUGCCAAUAAAUUAGAAGAAACUGUCAUAAAUGAAACAGAAGAAGUGAACGAAAAUGAAUAUGAUCAAGGUAGAAAACGAAGGCGUAAGGCGGAAAAAGAAGAAUGGGUCCGAAAUAAAAACAAAAGACUUCGAAUGCAGGGAAAAGCGUACAUAGGAUUUACUAAAAAAAGAGGAGAAAAAAUUAAACAGGACUGUCCACGGAGUGAAAGACGUUUAAAAGAGACAUGUACAUCAAAGAAAUGUAGAAUAUCUAAAGUCAGAUAUUGCUCAGAAUUUACGGAUGACUGCAGAAGAAACAUUUUUGAACGUUUUUGGCGCAUGAAUUGGGAACAAAGGAAGGUUUUUAUUGCAUCUCACGUUUUUAAAACCCCAACAUUUAGAAAAGGCAAAGAGAACUCAAGGAGAUUAGGCACCUACACGUAUUACCUAAACGAUGGAAAUGAAAACUUACAAGUAUGUCGGUCCAUGUUUAUUAAUACGUUGGACAUCGGGUAUAAAACUGUUCAAUACUGGGUAGAUAAUAGUUCAUAUGGUAUGACGAAAGGGAAUGAGAAUAGAAUUUCUGCUAAGGAAGUCGUUAAGCAAAGGUAUGCAGAAAGUUACAAGUUUUUAGACGAGUUUUUCAAAAGUUUACCUAAACUUCCUUCUCAUUAUUGUCGGCGCGAUACUUCAAAGCUGUAUUUGGAAUACACUUUUCAAAAUAUGAACCAGUUAUAUGAAGUGUAUGUGAAUAAUUUUUGCAAAGACAGAAACAUCACUCCAUUGGGUCGUAAUGUGUUUUCAAAAACGUUUAAAGAAAAAAACUUGGCGCUAUACUCACCGAAAAAGGAUCAGUGUAAUGUUUGUUUUUCAUUCAAAUAUGGAAAUGUCACAGAAAAUGAAUACAGGCAUCACAUCCUAAGGAAAGAUGCUGCUAGAAUGGAAAAACAAAAAGAUAAAGAAAAAGCUGAGAAAGAUGAAAUUAUUACAUUGACUAUGGAUUUACAGGCAGUAAAACUAUGCCCAUAUCUUCCGGCGAACAAAAUUUACUUCAAAACAAAACUAUGUUGCCAUAACUUCACCAUAUUUGAUUUAAAAACACGAAACGUUAUGUGCUAUUGGUUUUCCGAAAAUGAAAAUAGAUUACUUAAAGCAUCUACUUUUACCACCUGCAUUAUAGACUAUUUGGAAGAAAAUUGCAUAACUCCAAUGAAAAAGCCAAUUGUAUUGUAUUCGGACGGAUGUGGUUACCAGAAUCGUAACAAUGUCUUGGCCAACGCUUUACUCAAUUUUGCAAUGAAACACGAAACUUUUAUUUUUCAAAAAUACUUAGAACCAGGUCACACCCAAAUGGAGUGUGACUCUGUACAUAGUGUGAUAGAAAGACGUCUUAAGCACAAAGAAAUUCAUUUACCAAGUGACUAUGUGACAAUAUCAAAAGAAGCUCGAAAAACCCCCACGCCAUAUAAAACUAAAAUGCUGGAGUACUCAUUUUUUAAGGAUUAUUCCGCUUCCAAAUUUUUGCGAUACACUUCUUUAAGACCAGGUCGUAAGACUUCUGACCCUGUGAUUAAUGAUAUUAAGUGCAUUAGGUAUAAUCCACAAGGAACCAUAGAUAUUAAACUGGAUUAUGGCCAAGAUUUAUUUAAUGAGCUUCCUUGCAGGCCAAAAUGUAUGCCUCCUAUUAUGAACUAUCCUCAGUUACUGCAGGGACCUUCUAAAAUUGCUUUGGAUAAAUGGAACCACCUUCAAGAACUUAAACUCGUUCUGCCAAAAGACACACAUGCUUUCUACGAUAAUAUUUUACAUGAAUAAUUCUCCUCGCCAAUUUAUUUUUUUUAGUGAUUAUGAAAC
Photinus pyralis (common eastern firefly) is the source of this 2646-nucleotide messenger RNA. RefSeq lists its product as uncharacterized. NCBI's taxonomy places the organism in Eukaryota, Metazoa, Arthropoda, Insecta, Coleoptera, Lampyridae. The record is from RefSeq and is a predicted model, not a curated record. The transcript has 3 exons. Bases 391 to 2607 code for a protein of 738 amino acids.